Messenger RNA from Ogataea haglerorum, 2223 nucleotides. RefSeq lists its product as uncharacterized. Bases 1 to 2223 code for a protein of 740 amino acids. The transcript has a single exon. Lineage: Eukaryota; Fungi; Ascomycota; Pichiomycetes; Pichiales; Pichiaceae. Gene Ontology annotation, biological process: fungal-type cell wall biogenesis; transmembrane transport. The record is from RefSeq and is a predicted model, not a curated record.
AUGAAGCUCUCUCAUUUCUUCACUUUUUCAAUAUGGUUUCUCAUCCAGGGCCUUGUCGCUGAGGCCGGAAACAAUGAUAUGAAAAAGUACAUCAAAUCGUCAUCGUUGCUGACUUGUAUGGAGAAUUCAGAAUUUAGUUCCAGCUAUUUUGAUGUCACCUUUUAUCCUGAAAACAAUACCGCUGUGAUUGACAUUGAUGGAAAUUCUCUUAUUAGUGGAUACGUUACCGCAGACGUGUCGCUUGUUGUUUAUGGUUUGAACGUCUAUUCUACCACCGUUGACUUAUGUUCUUUGAACUACGCAACACUGUGUCCGAUCUCCUCAGGAAGACUUACUAUUAGUGGAUACAGUUACAAAAUUACAAGUGACAUGAUUCACAAGAUCCCGGGUAUUGCUUACACGAUUCCGGACUUGGACGCCUACAUUAAACUUGUGGCGUACUCCGCCAACGACACCUCGAAAACCUCACCGUUAGCAUGUGUGAGGGCCAACUUGAGCAACGGAAAAACCGUGCAAACCAGGUACGCUGGGUGGCCGAUAGCUAUCAUUUCAGGAUUUGGUCUGGUUGUUUCCUCAUUUGUUUCGAUUCUUGGACAUUCUGCUACGGCUGCGCACAUUGCUUCUAACGCAGCUUCGUUGUUUAUUUAUUUCCAAAACCUUGCUAUCAUGUCUAUGAUGGGUGUUGCUCUGGUGCCCCCUAUUGCAGCCUCUUGGGCUCAAAAUUUCAUGUGGUCGUUGGGUAUCAUCAAAGCCAAGUUCAUGCAAAGCAUCAUUUUCUGGUACGUACAAGCAACUGGUGGAAGCGUUACAUCGAUUUUGCGCAGUAAGUCAGUCAUCUCAAUCUCCGUCCAGAAACUGCUCAAAAAAGUUAAACUCGUCAAGCGAAUUAGUGUUGAAAGCUCGGAUUCUAUGUCCGAUGUAUUGGAUGACUCUAAACUUUACACAACGAACGAAGCGGAUGUGGGCUCCAAGACGCUGAUUUUGAGGGGAGUUCAAAGAGUGGCAUAUUUAUCAGGAAUUGAAAUAUCUAACCUCUUCAUGACCGGUGUGAUCUUCUUCCUUUUUAUUGGGUUCGUCUUGCUUGUUCUUACAUCUUUGUUCAAGGGAGUCUGCGAGCUUAUGGCACGGACUGGUCUUAUAAAGGGCAGCAAGCUGAUAGGCUUCAGAAAGAACUACAGAUCAGUCAUCAAGGGAUGCCUGUACAGACUUUACAACAUUACUUUCCCAACAUUGACACUGCUAUGUAUCUGGGAGUUCACCAGAGUUGACUCUUCCGCUUGUGUCGUGUUUGCUGUCGCUCUCUUGGCCAUCUCCUUGAUUUUAAUGGUGUAUGCAGCUGUCAUGAUACUGAUGUCUGGCUCAAGAUCCAUAAGAAAAUUCAAGAAUCCAGCUUAUUUGCUGUUUGGAGACGAGAAGAUAUUGAACAAAUAUGGAUUUUUGUACGCUCAGUACAAGGCUAACUAUUAUUACUGGGUCGCCGUUCAUCUGGUUUAUCUGUUUGCAAGAGCUUUGUUCAUUGCAGUCUUACAGAAUCACGGAAAAGUCAUUGCUGUCAUCAUCUUUGUGAUAGAACUUUUCUACUGCAUUGGCUUGAUAGUUAAGAGGCCAUUUAUGGACAAAAGAACCAAUAUUUUCAACAUUUUCAUUAGCGUGAUCAACGUGGUCAAUUCUAUUUUCUACCUGUUCUUUUCGAACAUCUUCAAACAACCAGCUGUGGUUUCUUCUGUCGCUGCUGUUGUUUACUUCGUUAUGAAUGCUAUUUUCGCUGCAAUUCUUCUGAUUUUCACAAUUGUCACAUGCACAUUGGCUCUCGUUUGGAAAAACCCCGAUACUAGGUAUGAGCCUAUCAAGGACGACAGAUUGGCUUUUAUACCAAACGAAAGAGGCGAAGGAGACAAAAUAGAAUAUGAGCUGGCUGCUCUUGGAGCCACGGCUAUGAGAGGCCACGACAGAAAUUCGUAUCUUAUCGAAAACCAAUCAGAGAGUAACACGGGACUAGCACCAAGCCCAAAGCAGAUUAUGAGCGACAGCACCAGCCUCAGCAGCGCGAAUCCGUUCUCAAACGCAAAUGAAGACGAGCACAGUAGAAACUCUUUUAUUUCUAAAGCGGCCGCUAACAACUCUGCCCACUCCUCUCUGUCCAAAGCAAAAAAUGAAGCAGGCAACCUCAACGUUGACGCUGGGCAAGGUUUUACCAGCUAUCGUCGAAGGGAUCUUCUUUAG